Paramormyrops kingsleyae is the source of this 1093-nucleotide messenger RNA. It is a transcript of the gene borcs8, whose product is annotated as Bprotein-1 related complex subunit 8. The record is from RefSeq and is a predicted model, not a curated record. Gene Ontology annotation, cellular component: BORC complex. NCBI's taxonomy places the organism in Eukaryota, Metazoa, Chordata, Actinopteri, Osteoglossiformes, Mormyridae.
CAACCGGAAGUCUCCCCCUUAUUCUUGCCAGCUUCACACUGCUCUGAACCAGGACCUAGUUGGAAUUAUUUUUUUAAUGUUAUGUUUCGCUCUGUGUUAUGUUCUUUUGAGCAACAUCUGUUUGCAGAUUCACCAUGGAAGAUCAGGAGAUGCAGCUUAAAGUAAAGAGAGUAACCGACAAAUUUACCGAGAGUAUGUAUGUACUUGCUAACGAGCCGUCCGUGGCACUUUACCGACUACAAGAACACGUUCGCAGAUCUCUCCCGGAGCUGGUGCAGCAUAAAACCGAUAUGCAAAGCUGGGAGGAACAGAGUCAAGGAGCCAUCUAUACUGUGGAGUAUGCCUGCAGCGCUGUCAAAAGCAUGGCUAAUAGCAGCUUCUACUUCAAGAGCAUCGAGGGGCUGCUCCAUCAAGCGAUAACAUUGAAAGACCACAUCAGCACAGCCCAAGGGCGCAGCUGCCGUAGUGAUGUUACUCCCUCUCCCAGUCCCCUUGCCUCUCCACCCAAGUCCCCCUCCUCCUCCUCCUGACCUCUGGGAAACCCAGGAAGCGCACUGUGGACGCCACUGUAUCAAAAGAUGGAGGAGAGAGACCAAACGCCGGGGUCUAGGGCUGUGACGUCGCCAGUGUGUUUCACUUCUGGGGGAAUGCCAUCGCCUUGACAAGCGACAGGGUGGGAAUCUCCUCGCUGUGUGGUUUUUCGCAGAGGCUGCCUCAGGGUGCGCCAUUCAAAUAACCCAUAGUUCAUAUGCAGACGUGGAAAGUUCAGGUCCAGAAAGUAGAAAUCCAGACCGAGAUUUUGUUCCGACCAACCAGUUGAGUACUCUGCGCAUGUGACUUUUUAUGCUCAACUGGUUGAUUGAAACAAAAUCCUGGUCUGGAUCUGUAGUUUCUGAACCUGAACGUUGCACCCCUGCUCAUAUGUAAGGAAAUGAACAGAUUGAAUUGUAUAUUAAUGGUAAUAAAGGCAAAUCUACAAAGUAACUCAGCUCAUUGUUCACUGAUGUAUCAUGUUUAGUAAGUCAGUUGUAACCUUAGUAUCAGUGCAGGUACAUGUAGUUACUUUUUUAUUAAAAAAUAUGAAAUUUUCCCA